CCUACCUAGAGGGAGCUUGAGUGUCUCCCUCUGGGUCUUCAGGCCUGUGAAGGGUUAAGUGAGCCACACCCUCAGCAGGAACAGUCUGGACUUUGUGCUGAUCAGCCAUCUCCGGCCUCUCCUGGUUUGACUGGCACAGGGAGCCUGGGCUGGAAGAGGCAGCAAAAGGGAAAAUCAGAAGAGUGGACACUGGCAAGAGGAGGGCAGCCUUUUUCCCAGCUUCCUUGCACCAUGGACAGCUCCCAUUAAGCCACCUCUCCAUCCUGGGGCCGGGACUCUUAUGCCCCAUUCCUGUCAAAUUGAGAUUUCAUCCACCAUUCUCCAAGGACAGUGAAGUUAUACCCUAGUUCCAGUGUUGGGAUCAGUGGCCCCUCUGGACAUGCCUCUCCUGGAAGGUUCUGUGGGGGUGGAGGAUCUUGUCCUCCUGGAACCCUUGGUGGAGGAGUCACUGCUCAAGAAUCUUCAGCUUCGCUAUGAAAACAAGGAGAUUUAUACCUACAUUGGGAAUGUGGUGAUCUCGGUGAAUCCCUAUCAACAGCUUCCCAUCUAUGGGCCAGAGUUCAUUGCCAAAUAUCAAGACUAUACCUUCUAUGAGCUGAAGCCCCAUAUCUACGCAUUGGCAAAUGUGGCAUACCAGUCACUGCGGGACAGGGACCGAGACCAGUGUAUCCUCAUCACAGGCGAGAGUGGAUCAGGGAAGACUGAGGCCAGCAAGCUGGUGAUGUCUUAUGUGGCUGCAGUCUGUGGGAAAGGAGAGCAGGUGAACUCUGUGAAGGAGCAGCUGCUGCAGUCUAACCCAGUGCUGGAGGCUUUUGGCAAUGCCAAGACCAUUCGCAACAACAAUUCCUCCCGAUUUGGAAAAUACAUGGAUAUUGAAUUUGACUUCAAGGGAUCCCCCCUCGGUGGUGUCAUCACAAACUAUCUGCUUGAGAAAUCCCGAGUAGUGAAGCAGCUCAAAGGAGAAAGGAACUUCCACAUCUUCUAUCAGCUGCUGGCUGGAGCAGAUGAACAGCUGCUGAAGGCCCUGAAGCUUGAGCGGGAUACAACUGGCUAUGCCUAUCUGAAUCAUGAAGUAGCCAGAGUGGAUGGCAUGGACGACGCCUCCAGCUUCAGGGCUGUACAGAGUGCAAUGGCAGUGAUUGGGUUCUCGGAGGAGGAGAUUCGACAAGUGCUAGAGGUGACAUCCAUGGUGCUAAAGCUGGGGAACGUGUUGGUGGCUGAUGAGUUCCAGGCCAAUGGGAUACCAGCAAGUGGCAUCCGUGAUGGGAGAGGUGUUCGGGAGAUUGGGGAGAUGGUGGGCUUGAAUUCAGAAGAAGUAGAGAGAGCUUUGUGCUCGAGGACCAUGGAAACAGCCAAGGAAAAGGUGGUCACUGCACUGAAUGUUAUGCAGGCUCAGUAUGCUCGGGACGCCCUGGCUAAGAACAUCUACAGUCGCCUCUUUGACUGGAUAGUGAAUCGAAUCAAUGAGAGCAUCAAGGUGGGCAUCGGGGAAAAGAAGAAGGUAAUGGGAGUCCUUGAUAUCUACGGUUUUGAGAUAUUAGAGGAUAAUAGCUUUGAGCAAUUUGUGAUCAACUACUGUAAUGAGAAGCUGCAGCAGGUGUUCAUAGAGAUGACCCUGAAAGAAGAGCAAGAGGAAUAUAAGAGAGAAGGCAUACCGUGGACAAAGGUGGACUACUUUGAUAAUGGCAUCAUUUGUAAGCUCAUUGAGCAUAAUCAGCAAGGUAUCCUGGCCAUGUUGGAUGAGGAGUGCUUGCGGCCUGGGGUGGUCAGUGACUCCACUUUCCUAGCAAAGCUGAACCAGCUCUUCUCCAAGCAUGGCCAUUACGAGAGCAAAGUCACCCAGAAUGCCCAGCGUCAGUAUGACCACACCAUGGGCCUCAGCUGCUUCCGCAUCUGCCACUAUGCGGGCAAGGUGACAUACAACGUGACCAGCUUUAUUGACAAGAAUAAUGACCUACUCUUCCGAGACCUGUCGCAGGCCAUGUGGAAGGCCCAGCACCCCCUCCUUCGGUCCUUGUUUCCUGAGGGCAAUCCUAAGCAGGCAUCUCUCAAACGCCCCCCGACUGCUGGGGCCCAGUUCAAGAGUUCUGUGGCCAUCCUCAUGAAGAAUCUGUAUUCCAAGAGCCCCAACUACAUCAGGUGCAUAAAGCCCAAUGAGCAUCAGCAGCGAGGUCAGUUCUCUUCAGACCUGGUGGCAACCCAGGCUCGGUACCUGGGACUGCUGGAGAACGUACGGGUGCGACGGGCAGGCUAUGCCCACCGCCAGGGUUAUGGGCCCUUCCUGGAAAGGUACCGAUUGCUGAGCCGGAGCACCUGGCCUCACUGGAAUGGGGGAGACCGGGAAGGUGUUGAGAAGGUCCUGGGGGAGCUGAGCAUGUCCUCGGGGGAGCUGGCCUUUGGCAAGACAAAGAUCUUCAUUAGAAGCCCCAAGACUCUUUUCUACCUCGAAGAACAGAGGCGCCUGAGACUCCAGCAGCUGGCCACACUCAUACAGAAGAUUUACCGAGGCUGGCGCUGCCGCACCCACUACCAACUGAUGCGAAAGAGUCAGAUCCUCAUCUCCUCUUGGUUUCGGGGAAACAUGCAAAAGAAAUGCUAUGGGAAGAUAAAGGCAUCCGUGUUAUUGAUCCAAGCUUUUGUGAGAGGGUGGAAGGCCCGAAAGAAUUAUCGCAAAUAUUUCCGGUCAGAGGCUGCCCUCACCUUGGCAGAUUUCAUCUACAAGAGCAUGGUACAGAAAUUCCUACUGGGGCUGAAGAACAAUUUGCCAUCCACAAACGUCUUAGACAAGACAUGGCCAGCCGCCCCCUACAAGUGCCUCAGCACAGCAAAUCAGGAGCUGCAGCAGCUCUUCUACCAGUGGAAGUGCAAGAGGUUCCGGGAUCAGCUGUCCCCAAAGCAGGUAGAGAUCCUGAGGGAAAAGCUCUGUGCCAGUGAACUGUUCAAGGGCAAGAAGGCUUCAUAUCCCCAGAGUGUCCCCAUUCCAUUCUGUGGUGACUACAUUGGGCUGCAAGGGAACCCCAAGCUGCAGAAGCUGAAAGGCGGGGAGGAGGGGCCUGUUCUGAUGGCAGAGGCCGUGAAGAAGGUCAAUCGUGGCAAUGGCAAGACUUCUUCUCGGAUUCUCCUCCUGACCAAGGGCCAUGUGAUUCUCACAGACACCAAGAAGUCCCAGGCCAAAAUUGUCAUCGGGCUAGACAAUGUGGCUGGGGUGUCAGUCACCAGCCUCAAGGAUGGGCUCUUUAGCUUGCAUCUGAGUGAGAUGUCAUCAGUGGGCUCCAAGGGGGACUUCCUGCUGGUCAGCGAGCAUGUGAUUGAACUGCUGACCAAAAUGUACCGGGCUGUGCUGGAUGCCACGCAGAGGCAGCUUACAGUCACCGUGACUGAGAAGUUCUCAGUGAGGUUCAAGGAGAACAGUGUGGCUGUCAAGGUCGUCCAGGGCCCUGCAGGUGGUGACAACAGCAAGCUACGCUACAAAAAAAGGGGGAGUCAUUGCUUGGAGGUGACUGUGCAGUGAGGAGGGGGCACCAUGCAGAGACGGCAGUUGCUUCCUCCUGAACCAGCACUAAUCCCCCUCUGCCCUCCUGUGUGGGAGGAUCUCUAACCCCUCUGAUCGUGGGGCAUGGCUUGGGGAUUAAACUACCCUUGAAGAGGACCCUUGUCCCAAACCCUUCUUGUUCUCUCCUCCAAAAGUAGCUUCCUCCAACCCUCAGCCUCUCUGCUCACUAAUAAAACAUGUGGCUUGGAAAGGUUCAGUCAGGGUGGGUGGGUCCCUGUUCCCCCUAUCUUUUCACCCAGGUGUACUUAGACCCCUGCCCCCAUGCCCUUUUUCCUCCUCAAGCUCCUUGGAGCCAGCUAGUGAGGUAAUAAGAAAGGAAAAGAAGGAAAAUUGUCUCCGGGCUCCUUGACCGGCUGAGCUCUGGGGGGGUGUUUAGAGAGACUGCGGUGGGUGGAGGGGCUGCGGGGGGAGUUAAGGAUGGGGCUCAGGUCGCAGGUGGCCAGUGGACUGAUUCAUUAAGUGUGUCCCUGGAGGGAAGAAGUGAGCAUCCCUGUCUUGGCAGAAACUGGGGUCCUUUGGCGAUUUAGCCUGAAAAGCGGCCCAAGGCUGGAGGGCUUAUGUAUGCUGGGGUGCUGGGGAAUGCAGGGUCUCCUGUACGUGGGAACGCCAUCACCCCUUCUACUCCCACACACAGCACAGGGCUCCAUCACACCAGCCUCCCCGACACCCCCUUCCUUCUCACACACCCGAGAUGCCAAACUGCUGCCAACAGUUAUCUUGCUCGUCUCUGUCCCACAGCUGGGGCCUGCAGCAGGUGGCACUUCACAUCACUCACUUGAUGAGGCUCCCUCAUCAAGACCCCCCCAUCCCUGUGACCUGGCCCUUUCCUCUCCUCUUCCUUUAUUUUUCCUGCGUCAUUGUCAUUAUCUUUUUCUCACCCUCCCAACUAUCUCACACCAUCUCAUUGUCCCUGUUUCUGUGAGCUCUGACUAAUAUCAAUAUGUAAUAUUUUGUAAAAUGCUUUAAAUAUUUUCCUACUCCCCCUCAUAUCUAUUUUCUCAUAGAUUCUGUCUUGUCUCAGCCUCUCACCAUCCUGGCCUCUAGCUUUGGGGAACAAGCUGCUCAUAUAGUCACAGUAAAAUUUAGAUCUGUGGUCUGUGAGAGCUUAGCAGGGUCUGCCUUUGUUUUUGUCUCUGGCUGUCUCUUCCUCCUCUCAAGAUCUCUACCUUGCCUACCUCUUCCCGCUUCCUUCCCUUAACUCACUAUGCCUUGAGGCUGGGGUCUCCCUCCACCUGACUUCCAUCUGCAGGCAGCUCACGGCCGGCUAUCAUCCUGGCCAGGGAGAACUGAUUAACUUCUCUUCCUGCCUGCAGAUUAAUCUGCUGUCUGAGCACAAGCCACGUGCUUCUGGCACACCCUGCUUUGAGCUGAGAUAGAACCUGGGGAAUCAUCUGUUUUCAGGCGGGCGAGGGGCUAGAGCCUGCCUUGUUUGGGAGGAGGGUGGCUCUGUUCAGAAUAGGGGUAGCUCAGGCUCUGGCCAGCCUUCUCCCACCCCCAACAGCUCCCCCCAUCCUUGACUUCUCAGAAUCAGGCCGAGAAGAGCCUAUCUGGCCGAGAGUGGGGUGGUGACCUGCGCCUCAUCGCCCCCGCUCUCCAUCUCAUCUCCUGCUCCCAGGGCCCAAAUUGUCGUCACUUUCCCAGUGAAGUGUCUGGUCAUUUUCAGAAGCAAUUUCAGGAGAACAUGCAGCUGCUGCUCCCUAUCCUGCAUGUCCCUUCACAGGGCUGAAGGCACUGUCAGCUCCCUGGGCUGGGGGUGAUGGGAGAGGGGAAGGGCUAGGGCCCUCACCCCUGUCCUCACUGUGCCCAUCAUGUAGAUGGACUGGAGUUCAAGGAAGGGCAGGCACUCCCCUCCUCCUUUACUCUUCUGUCACUCUCUUCCUCCUCUUCUUUCCUGUCUCUGCCUCUCUUUUCUGGAGCCUAGGAGUGUGUGUUUUCAUCCCCUGAAACAAAUAGGGACUCAGUUUCCCCACCUGUGUUACAGGGUUGGAAUUGGCUCCAUCACUGUGGGAGAAGCUGGAGUUCUGCUACCAGUCCUCCCCUCCCCAGCCCUGCCUCUUCUCUCCCAGCCCUCUCCCUUCAGCCAGUUCAGCGCUCUGAGAGUCUGGGUUGUUUCAGCCUCUGAGGGGCACAAGCCAUCCUGGAUUCCCCUAACCCCAUGAGGAGCCAUUCUAGCAUCUCACAGCUUAAACCAGCUCUAGCUCAGUCCUCCUGGCUUAGUCCAUUUCUUCCCCAGGCUCUGAGGGCCUCUUGUUCCUUGCUCUGUGGGGUUUUCUCCAGUUGUCUCCUGGCUGCAGGACAUGGCAGGACAUAGAAUGCUGUCAUCCUUCCACUCUUGAUUGGCAUCUCCACCCAGUGUCACAUAUGACCCUAGCCCUGCCCUCCCCUUGCCAGUACCCCUCUGGGAUUUUGCGAGAGUCCACAAGUUGUGCAUGUGGUGGAUAUACUCAGGCCAUCUCGUGUGUACAAGCUAGAGGGUCUGCUUCCACCUCUGGCCCUCAGUGAAUUGCUGACUAACCUGUCUCAACACAGCACAACUGUACACACCUUUUCCUGGCCUCAUCCCUAACCCAUCAUAGCAGCAAAGAGGGGAAGUUGCAGGGGAGGAGCUGCUAAGGACCCUGGACUCCAAGUACCCUGCUCCUCUAGGCCAGGGACAUCAUCUGAGAUGUGGCUCAAAUAAAGGGUGGGUGUUCAAGAAAAAACACUUGGGGACUCUAUAGCUGCAACACCCACUUUACAUGUCAUUUCCAUAUGAUUUGUAGGCAAAAUGAAGCCCAGGCUGUCCUAGCCCUCCAAUACCUCCCUCUCUCAUCACCUCUCCAACAUAGCCUAGCAUUAGCUCUUUCAAGUCUUUGCUAAUCCCAGAGAUCAAGGGGUGAUCAACUCUCCCUGCCAUCCCCUUGUUCCCCGCCGCCCCCCCGGCUCCCCCACCAUCCUUGGCUCCUGCCAUCCUCUUUGAGAUGCUGCAUCAUCAAAGGACAUUAUUUAUGGUGUGCCUUUGCUGAAGCCCUGCUUCCCUGGUGCCAGGGCUUGGGAGCAGGGAUGGAUGGGUUGGUGGGGGAGAGGGGUGGAUGCAGAGAUUGGACCCAGGAGGCUUUUAGUCCUCAGCUCUUGGCUUAACACCUCCUCCUCUUACACACCCAACUCCCUCCAGCCUGCCCAGCUUGGGCCUUCAGCUCCAGAUUGGUGGGGUUAGGAGAGGAGGAGGAGGGAGAUGGAUGGAACCAAUUAGGAACAGCACCUGGGCUCCUCACAGGAAUGAACCAGUCAUGCCAUUUGCAUGUAAACAGCUUCCCACUUCUCUCCUCAUCCUACCAAAGGCUCCCAACCCUGGGUCCUGGCCCAUGUUCUUUGCCCACACAGCCCUGUAAUUAGCUGGGUAAUGAGAAGCUUUUAAUGAGUCCCAUUAGCAUCUGGUGUAAUA
Molecule: messenger RNA, 6977 nt
Organism: Gorilla gorilla gorilla (western lowland gorilla)
Lineage: Eukaryota; Metazoa; Chordata; Mammalia; Primates; Hominidae
Gene: MYO1A
Product: myosin IA
Exons: 28
Coding region: 380-3511 (1043 amino acids)
Biological process (GO): endocytosis; actin filament-based movement; sensory perception of sound
Cellular component (GO): cytoplasm; actin cytoskeleton; plasma membrane
Molecular function (GO): microfilament motor activity; actin filament binding; ATP binding
Source: RefSeq, a predicted model, not a curated record